UGUAGUUACCUCUUAAGUACACAUAGAACAGAGGUGGAACUGUUUCAAACAGUGAAAGUCCCGAGGACAGUCUCUUUCCAAAGAUAAUAGAUUACGUGCAGGAAUUGUUUUAAAAGGAUUGUAUUUCUUGAUGUGUCUGGUGAUAGGAAUAUUUGCCAUGUUCUGUAGGUAUGGCCAGAACACACUUAUCCAGUUUGAAGACUUUGGAAACCACAAUGCUUUUCGUUUUUUAAGGAAGUACAGAGAGAAAUAUUGUACCUUCAAUGACGAUAUUCAAGGGACAGCUUCAGUGGCUUUGGCAGGACUGCUGGCAGCACAGAAAGCCACGGGUAAACCACUUGCAGAGCAGAAAGUGCUGUUCCUUGGGGCAGGAGAGGCUGCACUGGGAAUUGCAAACCUCAUUGUUAUGGCUAUGAUGGAAAGUGGUGUUUCUGCUGAGGAAGCCUAUAGGAGAAUAUGGAUGUUUGACAAAUAUGGUUUACUGGUUCAGGGCCGAGAACAAAAGGUUGAUGCUAAUCAAGAACCAUUUACGCAUCAGGUUCCAGAGCAGAUACCAAAGACAUUUGUGGAGGCAGUGAAUGUACUUCGGCCUUCAGCUAUCAUUGGAGUUGCAGGAGCUGGGCGGCUCUUCUCUCAGGAUGUGAUCAAAGCAAUGGCCUCUAUCAAUGAGCGACCCAUAAUAUUUGCACUAAGUAACCCCACAGUGAAAUCUGAAUGCACAGCAGAGGAAGCAUAUACACUAACAGAGGGCCGUUGCUUGUUUGCCAGUGGGAGUCCCUUUGAGCUGGUGACUCUGAAAGAUGGAAGAAGCUUCAAACCAGGCCAAGGAAACAAUGCUUACAUUUUCCCAGGUGUGGCUCUUGCUGUGAUCCUCAGCAGCGUUCGACAUAUUAGCGAUAAGGUUUUCCUAGAAGCUGCUAAGGCGUUGUCGGAACAGUUGACUGAUGAAGAACUUGCACAGGGAAGACUCUAUCCUCCACUGUCUAAUAUCAGGGAAGUUUCUAUUUAUAUUGCUGUCAAGGUUAUGGAAUUUUUGUACGCAAACAACAUGGCUUUCCAUUACCCUGAACCUGCAGACAAGAACAGUUACAUUCGAUCAAAGGUUUGGUCCUACGAAUACGAAUCCUUCAUGCCAGAUGUGUAUGACUGGCCUGAAUCUAAGGUUCACUGAUGCAUCAGAAGAUCACACUCCUUAGGCAGUAUCUUCUUCUCUGCAGGGAUCCCCUUUUCGAUCUGAUUUAAAUCACGAUCUUUGAGUCCUGUAAUUUAUUUUCACUCAUUUUGUUGUCUUUUUUUUUUCUUACCCCCUUCUACCCUGUUUUUCACUUGACAUGGAUUUCUCCCCACUCUCCCAAGUACCUCAUAAACUGUAUGGAUGAUGACAUCUGUCACAGGAAUGAGAGAGCUCUCCAGAAUUAAUUUAAUGACACUGUAUUUCUAGCUUAAAGCCAGCACCACAGUAAAAAUUCCAUUAAUGAUGUUUUAGAAACAUGUGCUUGAUGAUGAAUUAUAGCUCUCUCAUCACUGCCGAUUUCCAGAAUGAUUUAUUUCUGCUUUAAAUAAUCAGUCUUAUAAUUGUCCUCUUAUUGUCACACUGCAUUAUCUGUGACAUCACCAGAGAGCAUUUGUCAAACAAAAAAAGUAGCUUAAAACAAAAUUAACAGUCUAAUUUUUUCAAGGCUAGGUUGGACAGAGCAUUGGGCAGUGUGGUCUAGGGUGAUGGCAGGGGGUUGGAACGUAGUGAUCUUAAGGUCCUUUCCAACCCAGACCUGUCUGUGAUUUUAUAAUGGGGUUUCUGGUUUGUCUGAUGUUUAAAGUUUGCCAUAUCCAGUCCUGCUUGUGGCGUUGGCUCCUCUAUUUCUUUAAGUGUGCUCUGAGGACCAGCACGGUUUGCAGAUGUGGACUCUGCAGCAAUGUUUGUGUUUCAUGUUUUCAUCAUUGUGUGAAAUGUAUGAAUCAGGAAAAAUGUGAAACAGUUAACAUUAUCCUUGGAAAGCCCGAAAAUAAUACUAAUCGCUUAGCAUAUUUUAAAAACAAAGCUAUACUGUUGCAUAGUAGAUUUUAUCAUGUAAAGGGCAGGAUCUGAGAUAACUAACCAAAAUAUUUUAGAGAUUUUCCAAGGAGAGUUCCUGCAGCAGACUCCAAGGUGAUGUACCGAAGGAUUUUUGUUUCAGUUGUUAACUUUUCAAGGUUCUGUUUCUUCUAAGUUUAAUUGUUCUUUCCCUUGCAUACCCAUUUCUCACAAAGACUUGUGUGUGAAGCUUUCAUGACAUUGCAGACUCAAAAACUCCUAAGUGGACUCAGCUGCCACGUCGAACAAAUGUCCCACAGGCAGCUGAAGAAGCUGGAACAGAAAAUGUUACAGGCAGCUAUUGACACACACAUACACACAAGUCUGAAUGCUUCCUGUGGUCUUCACUCUGGUAUAUUUGGUUCAGUUUGAAUACUGGACUCGAAAGAUCUCAUGCUUCGAAGCACCAAGUUGGUCACUUCAUCUUCCUCACUCCAUUUACAGGUUUAAUUUGUCAGGGUUUUUUUUGUGUGAACACAAAAUGCAAGUUGAAUUUUUCCUUGCAAUAAGUAGUACUGCACGUUUGCUAAAGAUACCACAACGUGCGUUCCUUUCUGGUUGUUUAUACCAGGUCGAAGUGCCCUUCAUCACUUCAUAUUAGCAGGCACAGACACACACUGGUACUUAUGAUCUGUGACUUCUCCUAAUCUAAUCUCUGUAACUAGAACAGUGGUAUCUUAGGAACAAAAAUGAGGUUAAUGUGCUGUUCCAUUGUUUGCUGCAUCAAGGCAUUAAAAAAAAAAGCAAGCCAAAACUGAAUAAUUAGACAUAACAAAGCGAUAGUGGCAAACUUGAAGCCAGUGUAGUACAGAUGAAAUAAAGCUUGCUCAGGAUUUACUCAUGGCAAGCACGUCUGUCAUAGCUUCAUUUAGAUUGGAAAAUGCAGUCUCCACAGAGUAGGCCUGAAAAAGAACAGGAAAAAUAAUCUCUGUUACCCCCUUAGACAUGGGCUCUGUCACUUACUGCUUAGUCUUUGAAUUUAAAAUUAUCUCCAUGUAUUAAAUAGAAAGAGUAAACUUUGGGAAGGCUUUACCAAAGUGAGGAAUGAAGACUGAUUACAUAAACAGAAAACAGUGAUGUGGAGAAAUGACUGUGUAUUCAAACUGUGGUAAAGUGCUGUCUGGUGGGGCUUGAAAUGCUGCAUUGCCAACUUGGGCGACAUACGUGGUUUGCAACUUGUAUAUUUAAGCAUAUACACAAAAAAGACCAACACACACAUGAGAUGUUUUUACAGAGGAUGCUUUUUUCCCCAUCUAUUUUUGCUGUGCCUGGUUUUUAUUGUAUUUAAAUCUGUGAUCUUACUGAAAAAUUAUUUAUUUAGUGUACAAAUUAUUUUUGCCUCCUGAAAAUUCAGCUCUAGCUGAAGCCUGUUGUAGUGCCAGUGGAGUUCUGCAUCAUUAGAUUCAAGUACAUUGGGAAUGCACACUUCCCCACAUCUGCCCACAUACUGAUCAGGCAAGAUGAGUAACAAAAAUGUCCCAUGCACUGAUUUUGUGUCCUGGCUGGGAACGAUCACAGAGUAAGGGCAGUCAGUCCAUAAAUAUAACUCUUUGUCUUACAAAAUAAAGAUCUGCAUCCAUCUCUUCAGUCUGAUCAUUUUUUUGAGGCAAGAAGUGCAGUCACAGCCCAUGACCAGUGGGCACUGGUAGUACCUAUGAAAACCUGCUGCUUGCAAAAAUAGCAAUGCCUGUGUCCAGCAGGAGUCUUUGUUUUGGGCGAGAGUGAAUUCGGUUCCCAGGGGGAGCUCCUGCACUUGAAACUGGCAGUGGCUGCUAUCAAGCUGAGGGAAGAUGCCUGUUUUGAGCAGUGCAGUCCUUUCCCUUCCUGGCACAGGCUCCCUGCUGUCUUCAAGCAGAUGCCAAGAGGGGUCGUUCAGAACUGGCUGUCAGUGGGAUCUUCCCAAGUACAAAUGUUUCUGCAUAAAUUUUCUGGAAAUACCACUGCACAGGUGAGGCAAAAACAGUCCUUAGCUGGCUCUGAGGCUCCAGUUACUACCUAGCCCUGUCCUGAUUGCAUGUUUUGGAGCUCUAGAGUAGACUGUCCCUCUUUAACCUGUCCGAGUUACUGCAGCUAACUGGUACCAGUUAGACCUCAUCUGUGCAUCCGCACUUGUGGACAUAGUUUAAUCAGGCUCUUGCAACAAAGACAUAGUGGAAUUUUACCUAUAAUGUACUGCUGUUUUCCCUUAGCAGCAAGUAACACAUCAGCUCACAAAUGCUUAAGUGCAUUUCACUCUCGCUGUCAUCUUUUACAGGUUAUUUUUUCUUUAUAUGAAAUACAUAGAUACAUUUCUUUUUCAGUUUUGAGUAUUCUUCAGAUCCAGUUAAUCUUUCAAUUAAUUACAACUGCUACUCUUGCCGUUUAGUAAGGAAUCACAGUAGCAUUUUCAUAUAUUACUUAACCUGAUUUUUCUGUUUUAUGGCUUAUUCAAAAGCAUUUACUGAUCUUUAUCUACACAGAAAACUCUUACGCAGUAUGCAAAGGGAAAAUCUUGUCACCAGGAUGCAUUUUCUAAUGUUACAUACUGUAAGUUAAAAAAAUAUAUUGCCUAAAUGAUGACUAGUGUGCUAGCUCCUCACACAGGGACUUUCCCCUCCAAGUGGUACAGAAGUCUGUAUUUCCCAUCUCUUCUGUGAGGAUCCUGCUCUGGAUGUGCAGAACACUUUCAGAGGAUCAGAAACUCCCACUGAGGUCAGUAGCUUGGUCUUUUCCAAGACUUGCUUCCUUAAAAUCAACAGGAGCAGGACUGAGCCUCAUGGCAGCAAUGUAUAGAAGCAUCUAGAGAAGGAGAAGAAAGGUAGUUAAGGGAGUGCAGCCUAUUUUGAUAAAAUAUCCAUGUUCUUGUUCAAAGAUACGAUUUUUGUGUUCCCAAAGCCUAUGCCCACAACUGGCAUAUAGAGGAAGACUGUUAAAAUGCAGUGUCUGAUAGAUUUUAAACCCCAAAUGUGACUGUUGCAUAAAUUCUCAGUUAUGUUUGUGAAUAGUGAUGUUUCAUGAUGUUGUGAUUGUUUUCCAAGCUUAAAACAAAGCCACACUGUACCUGCAGAUUGGUGUUUAACCGGUUUCCUGUGGUAUGUGUGUGUGUUCUCUGUACUGUUGUUUCCAGCACGCUAUUUUGUGGGAGAAGGUAAAGUAACUCUUUGUCACACUCCUCUGGUAGUAACUGCAAAGAUAAGUGAUACUCCUUUUAGUUUUUCACUAGCAGCCCUAUUUGGUGACUUCUCCUGUAGGAGAAUGGGGAUUACUGAUGUAUAACUACAACUGUGAAUCUUAGUUCAGCUGACUCUGGGCCUAACUAAAUCCAAGUUGUCAUCUUCCAUUUGCUCCGGGUCGUCUGGCUUCAAAGGUGCAGGUUUGAGCACCUCUGUCAUUCAAAUAAAGUUAUCUGUGAGCCUCUCGGAUCGGACUACAAGUUUGGAUUCCCAUUCUGUCUCAGCCAUAAAUGCUAUUCCCGAAUUUAAGAAAACCACUGUUGUUUUUGAACUCUUUUUAAGGGCAUGCAUACUGCUAUUGUGGUCUGUAACAGCCGUAUGUAACAGGCGGGGACUGGUGUUACAUUGAAUACUGGAGCAAGGAGAAAAUCUAGAGCAGAGCUUGAACUGUACCCAAAUGGCUGAUGAAUUUGGGAAACGUAAUUCAGUUACCAUUGUUGAAGGAACAUCUAAUUCUGUAUGGAUCUACACUGACCUACUUACCUGCUUCCAAAAAAAAUCAUUACCAUGGUAUCGGGAAGCCUGCAGAUGUUCCGGGGGAACAGCAAGGAAAAUCCAGCUUCAGACCUCUGCUUCCUAACACUGCUUCCCAAACCGCAGCACUCCAUGAUGAUGCAGCUUACUAGUGCCUGCUCCGGGGGAAAAUGUUCAUGGGGAUUAAUCUGGAACCUGCUGGCACAGUGGACCAUGGCUCAUGUAAAAAGCUGCCUUGCAUCAGACAUUUUGUGUGCAGUGCAGAAACCUGUGGUUUGCGUUUGUAUUCCCUGCACACAAUGUUGGCGCUGGAUUGCACUUAACUCUCCAACUGUCUUUGACUCACCCGUCCGUUAAGUAGCUCCUUCCUAAUGGAAAUAAAAAUACUGUUAGGAAUACACAGACAUAGUAAGAUGGCCAGUUUGUCAAUAAAUGUCAAAAUAAUCCACAUUUAUUUUUACUUUGAGCAUAUCUACCUUACAAAAAUAAAUGUAAGUCUACUGGAGUGCUUAUGAGAACAGUUCUAGCUUCAUCUGUCCAGUCUUGGCUUUACCUGGGAGGGUCAUUGCUCAGCUGAAACUAAAAUUGUAUUUAAAUGUAAACAGGUUGGGGAUUUUUCUUCCUUUAUAAUGUUGUAACUCUAUUGAAAUGUGUGUUCUGGUCUUCUAUUUUCUUAGUAAAAUGCAUUCCCUUUGCUUA
Molecule: messenger RNA, 6456 nt
Organism: Neopsephotus bourkii (Bourke's parrot)
Lineage: Eukaryota; Metazoa; Chordata; Aves; Psittaciformes; Psittacidae
Product: NAD-dependent malic enzyme, mitochondrial-like
Exons: 9
Coding region: 131-1171 (346 amino acids)
Biological process (GO): pyruvate metabolic process; malate metabolic process
Cellular component (GO): mitochondrion
Molecular function (GO): NAD binding; malate dehydrogenase (decarboxylating) (NADP+) activity; malate dehydrogenase (decarboxylating) (NAD+) activity
Source: RefSeq, a predicted model, not a curated record